Molecule: messenger RNA, 291 nt
Organism: Nematolebias whitei (Rio pearlfish)
Lineage: Eukaryota; Metazoa; Chordata; Actinopteri; Cyprinodontiformes; Rivulidae
Product: monocyte chemotactic protein 1B-like
Exons: 3
Coding region: 1-291 (96 amino acids)
Biological process (GO): cellular response to type II interferon; cellular response to tumor necrosis factor; neutrophil chemotaxis
Cellular component (GO): extracellular region
Molecular function (GO): CCR chemokine receptor binding; chemokine activity
Source: RefSeq, a predicted model, not a curated record
AUGGCUCGUCUCACUCUGUCUGUGGUUGUUGUGAUGCUGGCGGGCAUUGCUCUCACUGAAGGUCUGCGGGGAGUCGGCCCAAAGAAAUGCUGCUUUCGUUUCAACAACAAACAGGUGUCGAAAGAAAAAGUGGUCGGCUACAUGAAGACCAGCCAGCGCUGCUCCAACCCUGCCAUCCUGCUGAAAACAAAGGCCGGCCAGCUGUGUGUCAGACCCUCAGAGCCCUGGGUGAAGGAGCUCAUCAGCUACCUGGACACCAAAAACACUCCAGGAGACACCACCAACCUGUAA